Aphanomyces invadans is the source of this 2395-nucleotide messenger RNA. RefSeq lists its product as hypothetical. Gene Ontology annotation, molecular function: protein binding. NCBI's taxonomy places the organism in Eukaryota, Oomycota, Saprolegniomycetes, Saprolegniales, Verrucalvaceae. The transcript is spliced from 3 exons. Bases 15 to 2255 code for a protein of 746 amino acids. The record is from RefSeq and is a predicted model, not a curated record.
UUACCGGAUUCAACAUGGAAGCUCCGCUGGUCGCCAUGGCGUUUCCGAAACUCGAGCGCGAAGGUCCUCCCACAGCGUACAUGCCGCACAACUCAGGGGACCACCCUGUGCUUGAACAGCACCGCAGCAUCAAUAUCAAACUCGAAGCAUUGCGUUCGUUACGUCGCCGGGUGAGUGUUGUGCCGACCAACUCGUUCACCACGUCGCUUGUCUUUGAUCGAAGGCACGUUGAUCGCUCGUUGUAUCCCAGUGGUGGUCUCGCCCGUCUCGGUGACAUGGAAUCAUUGGUCUUGGACUUUCUCGGUGCACGAGACCUGGUGCUGAACGUGUCGAUGGUGUGCCGUCGCUGGGCUAUGUUGUACGUGCAAGACAGCUUGUGGGCCAAGUUCAUGACAACUGGCGUCGAGGGAUAUCCGCUCCGCGGACUCCUCGCGCUUCCGUCUGAGGCUUCUGUGAUCCCCAACAUCCAGGUGUACAUGAUGUACUGCUUGAGUGGUUUGGCGAAUGGACCCCUGCUUGGUCGUGCCUUGGAUUCUGCCAACGUUCUUCAGACCCGCCAUUAUAAAGACGAUGACGUGAUAAUUGCCGACGCGAGUGUUCUGGACAAGUUACGUGUCUUGGAGACACGUUUCGUGUCGUCGAUCCACGUCCAACGAGUGCAGUUGAGCCGUGAGAGACGAAUCGACUUGCUCAUGCACGUUCCUGAUCCUGUGGUUGAAGCCAUUGUCGUCGAUGAUAUAAACAAAUCGUGUGUGUCACUGCACACGUGGCUCCAGCGGAACACCAACGGCACAGCGUCCCCGCCGUCCACCGAUGUCCUACGCUCAAUUCUCCAUCAAAUUUUGCAUGGACUUGUCGCGCUUCAAGCGGCUGGCUUAACGCAUGACAAGGUGAGCAUGCGAACGGUCAUAGUUCAUCCGUUGGAUGAAUCCAUCUCCCUUGAAAAUGAUCGUUUCGCAUCAGACAAGAGCGUCGAGACAGAAGAGUCGUCCGACAGCAUGAAUCGAGUGCCGCUCGUGCAAGUGGCUGGUCAUGCCUAUCUCAACCACGUGCUUUUGUCGCCCAACGACCCUCCUGUGGCUGCAAUGGACCAUCACCAUGCUAGCCACGCAUUCCAAAAUGACGUUGUUGGCGCACCGACCCCCUUGCUCGACGACACACUGUUCCGUAAUCGGUUCUGGACAUGCAUGAAGAAGAUCCGCGUCGGCGGCCGCCACCGCCGCAUACGUCGGUAUUUACCUGGACAAGAACCCGAUGACGAGUACGCCGAGAGCGCGCCAACCGUGCACACGGCAAUGCUCGUCAUGUUUAUGCACUGCGUGCUCGACAUGUGCUUUCAAGGUAGGUGGACGGCCGCAGACGGGACUCCUGCUCCUCCCGUCCUCAACAACGUCGACGUCCUCGCACAACCCCAAGUCAUCCUGGACGUCAACCCGACGGAUGCACCGCGAUCUUUGUGGCAGUGCAUUCGCCGCCCUGUCGCUGCAAUCCCGUCAGACUGCCGUGCGAUGCUCCAGUACGCGGCGCAUUUGGUGUUUACGCAAGCCGCGUCGAUGGAGCCGCUGCUGCAACAUCCAUUCUUUCAACGACGAACCCUCGACACGAUUGUGCCCGUCGACGCCGGCAACAUGGUGGACAACGGCACGUUCAUGAACUUGAUUCAUCAGUGGUACGCCGCCGAACUGCCCCAAGCGUCACCGUCCCAUGACCUCCUCACCACGACAACCGUCUUGUACCCUCCCGCAUCAACCCUGUCGGAGAACUCCCAUGGCGUAUUCGAAAAAAGAAAAGAAAAGCACCCUGCAGCAACCCUCAUGCCCUCAGAGGUGCAUUUUGCCCGAUCGUACAUGAAGGGCCCGGUCGUGUCAGCGCAGAUGGCGCUGACUCGAUAUCGUUCCAUCGUUGCGCCUCCAAAUGCCACUCGCCGAUGGUUGCAAGACCUGGCGAUGUCGCAGGCGUACACGCUGAGGCAGUUGGACGUGUCGCAGUGUGUGGACCUGUCCAGCCGAACAAUCCUAUCGAUGCUUGACAUGUUUGGAUCGGUCGAGGAGCUCCGAGUGUCGAAAGCGAUGCUGCGCGAACCGACCGUCGACUAUAUGGUGGCGUCGCUGGCACAUUCCGUCCUGCCCAAGCUCCGCGGCAUCGACUCGGUCUUUGCCAAGUCGCUCGAAUCGCUCGAAACGUCGUACGCGACGCAGUUGACCAUCCUCAACGACGUCCUCGACCAAAUGCACGACACCUCGGUAGGAAGUUGAAUUGGAGCAUCGUGUGUUGGCGACGCACGAAUCCACCGUCGGAGCAAAUGGGGACCUUCUUGUUGCGCGUUUCAGUCCAUCAUACCUUUCAGACACUUACUUCUCCACAUGGAGAACCAAUUGUCAGGUCGCGACUUCAG